AUGCACCCGAAUCAGGGCCCUGACGGCCCUCCGCCUUCGCUUUCGCCGCCUCCUCAGGCUGGCGUGGCGGCUGUUCCUUUCCCGUCGUUUUCUCCCCCUCCUCUUCCCCCCGUUCCAUUCAGUCGCCAUGAGAAUUCUUCCGUUCCUUCGCUGCCUCUCUCGUUUUCUUCCCCUCUUUCCCCCUCUUCGGCUCCCACGGCGGGGCGUCUCAUCGGCCAACCGCGGGUCGGACCCGAAACCUUGUCGCUGGAUCAGAAUGCCGCCUCUUCUGCCGCCGCCUCUUCUGCCGCCGCCUCUUCUGCGUCGAACUUCCCUUCCGGUUCCCCACCCUCUUCUGCCUUUUCUUCCGCUUCAUCUCCGCUCUCCCUCGCCCCCUCUGCGUUUUCGCAGUUCUCGCAACAAACAGAAAAACCUGCGCCGACAGAAGGCGCUUGGGCCGAUACUGGCGCGUCUCUGGUCCAGGGCGAGUCCUCGCCGUCGUCCUGCUCGUCGCCCUCGCCGGCGGCCUCGCCCCGCCACGCUUCUGCGUGCUCCGCGCCUGUCUGGGCGUCGUGCGAAGCCGUCGACUGGGCUCUGUCUUACCCUUUUUCUCUUCCUUUCUCUGUCCUUCCGACCUCGACGCAAGCGCUUCUGGGCUAUCCGCGGAGUCUGCGCUUCGUGUCCCGGCUGCUCGCCCCUCUCGUCCCCUCCGCUUCUGCGUUCGAGCCGUUCCAGAAAAAGAGAGAAACGAACGCGCCAAUCGCCUCGCUCCUCGAAGAAGUCCGCCAAACGCUCUCUCCGAAACUCGUUGGCGGCCUGCAGUAUGUGCAACGGACGAUCGACAACUUGGAUGACGCACUCUGGACCAAAUUGCAACACCUUCUGAAUAAACCGAACGACGUGCACGCGUUCCAGAGCUUCCUCCUCGACGUCAUCGCCAGAGUGAAAUCUUUGGCCCCAGGGGCGACGGCGAUCUUCCCCGGCGGCGUUUGCAUGGACGCAGAGAGCCGCCCUGUGUUUCUGCUGUUCCUCGUUCACCGCCUCCACAAGAACGCGUCGUCCACAUUUCCGCCCUAUGGAGAGGGACCAGGGGGCUACGCGUCUGCAUCGUACGCCUUCGCAGUCAUCAACGCCUCCGGGUGCGGUUCCGAGUUCCACGCCUACCGCCUGGAACAGUUCCCUUCCCCAGGCGCCAUCCAACGGGACUUGCUGCUGGUUUUGGAAGACGUGAAUCCCGACCACCUGGUUCACUCGUCGUUCUGGUUCUCGCUCUACCGCCUCCUGUUGUCGCCCUCGCCCACCAACUUCCACGUGCUGUACACGGUGAUCCUCCCUCACCUCAACGGGAAGCCUCUGCUGCACAACUGGUUGGUGUCUUCGCCCUCGCCAGAGUCCUCCUUCGUCUGUCUCGCGGCGCCGUCCACGGCUUCCUGGGGCUCCAGCGUGCUGUCCUCGGUGGUGGCGGCAGUCGGCGGGGCGAGCCAGGCGAAAGCGGCGGCGACAGGCCGCGAGGAGGAAGCGAAAGAUGCGCAGGAGCCGGACCUAAGCGGCGCCUCGCUUGUGAAGCCUGCGAAACUCGGCGGAUGCUGGAGACCCUCGCCGCAGCUGCGAACGGCAGGAUCUUCUAUCCAGGGCGCUCAAGCAGUUGUCGUCUUCCUUCUCAGAUGUUUCGGUUUAUCUGAAGAAGAGGCCGCGAGUGGAGAAGUCUUCGUGCACCUCGGGUUCGCUCUUCUUCUUUUGGAAGAUCUCUGUCGCAUGCCCGCCCUCGCGAGCCCGUCGCCUUCCCCGGAUCCGCAGCUGUUGCCGGCGCUCGCCCGUUGGCUGAAAACGCGGAGUUCUGGGGAAAGUUCGCAGGCCCUCGCUUCCGCGUCUCCCGCGGCUUUCGCUUUCGACCGCCCCCAGGCGCUGCUGGUCUCCUUCGCCAUCCAGAACCUCGGACGUCUCGCCAGCGAACAGGCUUGGCAACGCGCCUUCGCGUCUGCUCGCACGCCGCUCCUCGCCCCGCAGUACAGAUGCAUUUACAACGCGCUUCUGCGUUUGAAGGGCGAGAUGAACUCGCGCCUCAGUCUCGCAGCCCGCGGCUUCGGCACCGGUGAAUGUACACUCCAGCUCGCUGCCUGUACACCGGAGAUUCGGUUUCCCGGCGUCGCGGCGUUCCCGCACUUUGGCAGCUUCCGGCUCGACGGCGCCGCCCCCGACACGGACGCUGGGCAGGCCGCUGCGCUCCCCUUUCCGUUGCCUGUCGACCUCAGUUCCGUGGCGGAGAGAAUCGAGACGAUCGACGGCGUUCUUCGCGCGCUCAGGAAAGCCGUCGAGGCCUGCGUGCUGCUGGCGAAUCAGGAGACGCGAAUCCCCAACUCCUACUGCUUCCGAUUCCAACUGAUCGUGCUGCCGCUCCCGCUGCCCCAAACCGAUCCGCUCGUGUCGCAAAGUCUGUGGCACGCAGCGGCGCUUCGCCGAGACACUCAAAUCGAGUUGCUGCGUUUGCUGCAUGCGCUCGCGCGCCACUUUGCCGCGACUUUCUUCUCGCUGCCCAACUCGCGGUCAAUGGACGCGGAGCGCCUGACGACCAUGGCGGCGCUCUGCUGUCUAGCCGACUGCAUUUUGCGGCUGCCGGCGUGCGACGAGCCUUCGACGGUUUCGCUCUUCUACUCGGGGCUCGCCGACGGCCCCGUCCAGCCGUUUGUCUUCGACAUCUCGGGCUUCGCCGAGGAGUCGUCUUUCCUCCUCUUCUACGACCCCGUGUAUGCCACAGCCAGGACGCAGAUUUUGGAUUACUUUAGCGCGCUUCGCCGCGAAGUGCCUGCGUCGCACAUUAUGUUUGCGUGGGAGAAAGGGCUUCAUUUGGGUCAGGGCGACCGUUUGUUUUUGGAGCACCUCGCGGUGUCGUGGGCGUUUCCGCGGCAGCGGUCGAGCGUGGAGUUGUAUCUGUCCGGCGAGAAGAGCGAGGUCGUGGACUUCUUCCCAGAGUUCGCGUAUCUCCGAGACGUGGUUUUCAUGUUCAAGGCCUUGAUGACUCCCGCGGCGAAUGCGUUGCCCGAUCUCCGGCGGUGGUCGGUCGCAGACGCCGCUCUGCGCUGGCGGUUCGAUCCUACCGAGGAGCGCUUCUGCGUCACCGCGUUCCAGAAACAGCUGAACUGCUCCUUCUUCGGGAAGGAGAACGACUACUACGAGAAGGUGCGCAGCCAGAAGGCCGGGGCGUUCUAUCGCCAAAGCCUGUUUCAGCGCCUCGCGCAGUGGCUGGGGGUCGGCGAGAAGCCGCGGGCGCCGCCCUCGGGCGCCGACCCCUCGAACCUGUUGCCGCCAGCUGCGCUCGCUGCCGGGGACCGCAUCACUUCGGAGGAAGACGUGCUGUACAUCAAGAAGUUGCCCAGCUUCAACGGGAGUUUGCGGCCGCAAGACUGCGAGUUGCUCCUCCAGUAUCUCACGGCGCCGUACCUGCGCAUCCCGCUCGUGACGCAGUUCUUCACGGAAGAGGGCCGCGCGGACGCCCUCGUGUUGCCGCAGCUCCAGCAGGUGUUCUCCGCGGUGCUCUUCGAGCCGUGGCACUUUCAACACGAAGAGAAGAAGGAAGCUCCGGACCGCGUUCCGCCCUCGAACCGGAACUACCUCGCGACGCCGCUCGGCCUCCUGUUCAACGAGUUGCAGUACUCGCCCCAGACGCUGCUCUCGUCUCUCGGCGAACUUCUCGGGAUCGCCAUCGACCGCGAAACCGGUGCCUACGACGGCCCGAGUGCCCUCUUAUUCCUCUAUGUGAUUCGCGUUACCGUGCGGGUGCAAAGCUACGUCCUCUUCAUCCUGCGACACGACCAGUACUGGAGCCGCGGAUGGACGGGCGCAGCUGUCCCCUCAGCCAGCGAGGUCGGCUGGCGCCGCGCGGCCGGCGGCGACAAGGGACACCUGGGGGCCGACCGGGGAGGCGACGGCGAGCGCCCCGCCCAGGCGGCACAGGGAGGCCGAGCAGAGCCUGCAAGCCACAGAGAGACAGAGGGGAGAGACUCGACUGCCUCGGCGCCGAAUCCGCUCCCGAUGAGUCGCAGUGGAUGGGCGGCGCGUGUGCGGGGCCUGGAGCCGCUUUCGAGCAAAACGCUCGGGACGCUCCAAACCUGGCAGGAGAAACUCCAGGCUCGGCUCCACGGCGAAGUGCUCCAUCUUCUGGAAACUUGGGCUUACAAGGCAGUGGCGGACUCGGACAUUCGCGCGGCCUGCCGGCUGUACGCCCACAUUGCUCUCCUGUACCAGAACUGCGUGUGGGAAGACUUGGACGCGCACUCUGUCUCGGCCUUGCUCGUCUCGCUCUUCUUCAUCUUCUCCCACCACAAAUUCUCGCUCGAACUUCCUCUCAGCGCCGCCUUCGCGUCCCCGUCCGGCGGCGCCCCGCCGCCCUCCUCGGGCCCGGCCUGCGCCGUGGCGCCGGCCGGCGUGUCUCCGAGCCCAACUAGCGGGGGAGGCGCCGGCGUCCCUUUUCUGGGCGCGGUGUCGCCGAGCGCAGGUAUUUCCGGGGGCAGCAUCUCGGGAUUCGGCUCGCGAAAUCCGGUGUUCACCAACAGCGCAACCGCUGCGGCGAUGGGCGGGAAGCGUGCCUCGACGACUGGAGGCCUGGGGACAGUCGGAGACAGUGCGGGAGACAGUGGGGUCGGGCCUGACCUUGGGGGCGCGUCUGGCGCCUCGGGGUCUGGGAGCGAGGACGCCGAGUCGCUCCUCGGCGGGGAUCCGCUCGGACUGUCGGACAUUGCAAUCUUCCAGAUUCUUCAGCAGCACCGCCUGCAGCUGCUCCGCUGGCUGGAAUCGCACCAGGGGGACAAGGGGGCGAACGAGGUCUUGGAGGCGGUCGUUCGCACGGCGACCUUCACGGGAAAGCGCGCGUGUCGCGACCCCGAGAAUGUCCUGUCUCUUAUCUGUGGAGCCCAAGAGGAGGGGACAGCUCGCGGGCGCGGUGGGGACACCAGUGCAGAUCUGCUCGGUCUGGAGGAGGACGGCGAGAAGGAAGGCCGAGGCGCCGGAGACGAAGCUAAAGGCCCGCGAGAGACAGUGGUCAGCCUCCUUUCGACCGGGACUGGAGACGCCGGCCUCGGAGACCUCUGCGGCGACGGAAGAAGAAGACGAGGUGAAGACGACGCCCUCGUCGUCAGAGAGUGGCGAGAAGUCGGAGACCCGGCCGCGGGCAGCCUCGGCGGGCGCGGGCGAUUCGCGCCGGUGACGCAGGCGGCUGCCGGCGCGCAAGGGCCCGAGGAGAGGCAGCGAAGCCAGUCGGCUGAACGGGGCGGGGAAAGUGAAAAACGAAAGGAGCCGGGCGCGGCAGAGACGGUGGUGAGCCGACUCAAACGGUUCGUGGGUGCAAGAGACACGGGCGAGGAAGAGAAGGCGGCCCCCGGGGACUCCGGAGUGGAGCGAUACGAGAGAUGGCUUCGCAGACAAAUCGACGUGCCUGGAGACACAGAAAUCAAUCUCCAGCUCGCCGAGUUCACUUUGAAGCGAAACCAGAUGGAGAUGUUGGGGGAGUGGGCGAACGACUUCGCAGACUUCACAGAUCUCUUUGGUCGCGUGUCGAGUGAGGCUUCCUUCCAGUGCGCCUUGGUCGCAAACACCACUGAGCGGCUCUGGUGCCGUUUGGUGGGGCGCCGCUACGAUUUGCAGCGGUGGGAACCGCCGAGCUCCGACGCGUUUCUCUCUCGCGGCCCGUUCGCUUCGCUCCUCGAGGACUUCACGCGGGCGUACACGCCCUUCUCGGUCUCUUCGCUCUCAGCAGAGGAGGCGUGGAUCGCCUCGGUCCUCGAUCCCUGGCUCGCCAAGGGCGUCCUGCCGCCGACCGCUGUGCUUCUCCUCCCCCGCAUGCAGCCGACGCGGUACAUCGCCGUAGCCUCGUCCUUCUUCACCUCGGGCGCGCAGACGCUCAAGAGCGUUUUCGGCGCCGAGAAAUCGAACCCUGCGUCUCCAGCUGCUGGCAAGCCAAGCCUCGAGGGGGCGCAGAAGGGCGAGGCGGGGAGCGACGCCGCACCCGGGGCGGAGACGGUGGGAGCAGAAGGCGAGGCGCCUGGCGCUGGAGGGGACAGCGUCCAACCUGCCUGUGUCCGACUCCUCUGUUUCUGUCCCCUCGAGGUGGUGACGCCUGGUGGUCGCGGGCGCGUGGGGACGGCCCGCGGCGACGGCGCACGCGGCAGAGACGCGGAGCCUUUCCGCGAGGGCGACGGGGGCGGCGCGCUUGCUCCGGGAGAAGGCGCGAGUGCGUUCAACGCGAAUGUCUUCAUCCCGCCGCUAAUCUCCCACUACCACCCGCUCGGCAUUCAAGACAUGGCCACGAUUCUCGCCAAAGAUGACGACAGGCAGAGCACCUCUGGCGACGGCGUUGCAGCGGCUCUUCUGAGCGGAGCGGCAGCGACGAUUUCCGAGCUGUCCGGCGUCGGCGCGGCUUCCUCUGCGUCUUCCUCCUCGUCGCCUUUGCCUCCCACCGUUCGCGUUUUGAAGGAAAUUGUCGUCCACAGAGAGCCGCCUCUCGUCCUCGUCUUCAACCUAGUUGAGCACGGCCGGAAACUCUUCCGCGAGCUCUGCUACGCCUCCGACGCGCGUCACAGCCUCGACUCCGUCCCCUUCAAACGCCUCGACGAAGUCGGCUUCUCUCCCGCGUCUCCUCUUCCUUCCCUCUCCUCUUUGUCUCCUGGUUCUUUGUCUGCUUCAGUUUCUUCGUUGCUGUGUUCGCCCGCUCCUGCGCUGUGCACCGGGCUGCCAGCUGCCUUUCCGCGCACCGGGUGGCGAGGCCCUGUCUCCUUUUGCUCUUCUGUGAAGGACACCGGGGCCCAGAAGGAGGAGACAGGGGACAAGGCGAAGGAAAGCGCCAAGGCUGGAAGGACGCGAAGCGAACUGAGAGCGGCGUGGCCAACCCUCGUCGUCGCCAGAAACCUCGACGCCGGCACAGGCGAGGAAAUCUACGUCCCAACGCGAUUCCUCAGGGGAUUGAUCCCCUAUGCCCUGUUGGAGGAUUACGAAUUCUGGCAGCGACUGCGCGACGGGCGGAUUUGCGGCUCGCCGCGCCCGCGGUCUGCGUCGCGCGCGACGAGUGCCCUGGUCGCCCGAUCGGUCAUCCACAUCCAUUUGGUGCACACGCGAACGCAAGGCAAGAACUGCGUGGCGCUGGCUGACGCCUCUGCAGUCGUGCAGCGCGUCGCGGUUCGCACGAAGCGCCGGAGCCCCGCUCUCGCGUCGUCCCUGUCGCUCCGCGAGGCGGCUCGGGGCGAGGGUGACGACGAAGGCGCGCAGAAACGGCGAGACGUGGGGUCGGGAGACGAGGGCGACGCUCAGGGGGUGCAAACCCUGUUCAAUUUGCAACUCGUCGAUCGGUCCAGUCCCCUGUUCGACGUCGUGGAGAGCUUGAAGCGUGUGGAGGAGCUCAGCUACAUUCUCGCCUGGUCGACCGGUGGUCAGCAACCGAACGGGCUCGCAGACGCUGCUGCCCUUCGCCAGCCGCUUGCGCUGGACCUCAUUGAGAUGCCCAGACUGGGCUUGACGUUCAGGGCGCAACGUCCGCCGGUUCGUUCGACUUCAACUUCGCAAGGGAAGGCGGCGCCUUCGUUGUGCACAAAGUACAUGUGCGAGCAGCACAGCGGCCUAUUUUUGUCGACUGGGGAGAUCUUGAAGUCGCCGUUGACUGCGCGGUUGAUCCAAGGUCUGCUGCCGUCUCUGCUCCUCUCGAACGAAGAAGGCGAUCUGUUUCUGCUGCUCGCCGCCACGGCGAAGCCGUACCGCGUGUUUGGGCGCAGCGCGCUCGCCGCGUCUCUCGGAGUCUCCGCGACCGCGCACCUCUCGGGAGGCGACGAAGACGGGGCCUUCUCGGGCGCGACGGCGGGGGGCGUCUACGGCGAGGCAGGCGGGGGGAGCGACGCGAGGAAGCGCGAGGAGCGACAAAAAGAAAAGGGUUCGACCGGUCAGCUGGCUGCGCCCAACACAGUCGGCCAAGCCGUGGUCGCCUUCAUGCGGGGCGGGAAGGACCAAGGCGAAGGAGAGAAAGGAUGCAUCCAGAGUGCGCAGCAGCUCCUCGAUCUCCUCGAGCCGUCGAUCGUGUUCGACUCCUCCGACCCUCACUGGCUGUGCUCGUUGCGAGGCUCUCGGCACUACGUCUACCCGAUUCACUCCUCACGGUCUUUCCUCUUUAUCCCCACUGCGGCUGCUGGGCUGUAUCUGUUGCUCCUGCGGUACCUCGCGCGCAUGUACAGCGAAGUGUGUCGGCUCGUGGAGACGAUUGUCUUUGCGGAAGACGCCGAAAAGACCUCGCUGGAGGAGCAGCAGAUUUGGGCGCGGAUCGGCCAGCUGCAAAUCUACAGCCCCGACUUCCACCCCGACGCACACGCAUGCAGAAUCAAGAUCUGGCUCGCCGCUUACCGCCAGGGUCUCACGGGCUCAGUCGCCCCCAGCGAGAAGGCUGACGACGCUCGCCCAGGCGUUGCGUCCUCGUUCGCGUCCCUCCCGGGGGCCGCGGCUGAGGGCCCGGGCGGCGAAAGCGAGGGCCGAGACGGCAGAAAGCGAUCGGUGAAGAAGGCUGGGUCCAAGACGCCUUCCUCGACUGCGGGCGCGCUUCUCGGAGCCUCGCUCCCUGGACGGCCUGGCGGCGCUGGACGCGAUCGAGACAGAGGUUUGCCCGGGCGUUCCGGUCCCCGGCGUCCGUUGCCUCCUGGGAAGAAGCGCAAAGGCGGGAAGUUGUCCUGGUUGCCAGCCUUUUCGUUGGCUCCCAAGUCGAGUUUCGCGUCUUCGCGGCUCUUUGACGAGUCGCGCCCGCUCGCGGCCUCGCUCGCAGACCCUCGCGGGGCGGACCCUGACGAGGGCGCGCGCGCGGCGCGCGACGGGCCGCGUCCAUCUCCGGGGCUCGAGUUCGCGUCCGCCUCCCAGUUCCGGUCCUUCUUCGCCUCCUGGGACAUCUCCGGGGAUCUGCUGCUCUACGUGCGGAAGUCGCGCUUCGUCUCCGCCGCCUGUCGCCUGUCCCUCGACGAAGAGUUGGAGUUGCUCCGCCUGUGCCCCACGCACCUCCAAGCCUUGCCGGAGGUCGGCAAUAGGAUCACGGUUCUCGCGGCGAUGCUCGAGGGGAAGAACGCGACUCCAGGGAAAGGCGCCUCCGCCGGGGGGACCCAGCAGCCCGACGCCAGUGCGAAGGCUUCCAAGGCGACCCGCGAGGAACAGCGUCAGACCGCCAGAGAAGAGACGCGCGACCGACGGGGCGCAGACUCUGCCACGGUCGAUCUCUCAGCGGCGCCGUGCGCGGCUGAGCCCGGGGCGAGUGCCCAGCCUGCGCUCGUGACCCUGUCGGCUUUGGCGGCGCCGGCAGUCCCCCACAUCGACGACUUUGACGCCGUAGAGGAGGCGAGUUGUCUCACGGCCGGCGAGGACUCCUCGUGGGCGACGUUCCUGGAUGCGUGCGCGAACUUUGUCUCGAACUUUGCGGUUCGACGCGCCGACCAGGAGGACGCGCUCCAGGGUCCCGAGGCGCUCACCUUCGUGGGGAAGCUGCUGGACAACGGCAUUCGCCUCUCAGAUUUCCUCCUGCUCUACGAGCUCCUGACGAACGCCUUUCCGCUGCGAGUCUUCCCUGGCGAGGCGCCGCAUCUCUGGGGUGCGGUUCUGACGCGGUGUCUGCCGUCCUGGGACGUGAAAUCGAAGAACAAGAGCGUGGCGAUUCUCCGGGUGCUGAUGGCGAAUCCAGGCCUCGCGGCGAGCUUCCCGCACCUCCAAGAGAGCGACAAGAAGUCGCGUCUCCCGUCUCUGGGCCUCGUCUUCCGAACGCAGGAACCGUUCCAGAAACUCCUCAAGGAGAUCCAGCAGACGCUGGCCGAGUUGAGUCGCGGCGGGAAACUGCGGCAGCCGCCAGUGUUGCCCCCCGGCCUUGCGCGGCGCAUCCCGAACGCCGUCGACAUCUGGACAGCUGACGCGUGGCAGAAUCGGUGGGCCUUGUCUCUGCGCGUCUUCGACUACUCCUGCGCGUCUCGGACUCUCUUCCCCGUCGACGGCAAGCGGUACGCGGCGGUCUUCGCCGUCUUUGUCGAGCAGCAAAAGUUCCUGCAAGUCCUCGGCGCUCAGGGUCGCGUGGUCGGCGCGAAGGGGCGAGAGGAGAGAACGGCGGAGAGAACGGGCGACGGCGCUCCCGAGGGAGCCAGCAGUGCGCGGCAGGAGACAGGAGACAGCCGAGAAGGCAGAAAGGACGAGGCCGAGGACGCGCGCGAUAGCCCCUCAGCCGAGGAGGUUCAACUCACGGCGCAGGCGAUCGAAGCCUUCGCCUCGCAGCCUCUGGCAGGCAUCGGGCUGAACAACUUCGUGGCGUGGGAGAAAGAAGAGGAAAACCGAGACGAAAAGGGAAACCGAGACGGCAAAGGCGGCACGUUGCCUUUCGUCCUCGAUCACCACCCCGCUGCUCAGACGCGCAUUGGUCAGGCGACCCUCCAGAGACUGCGACAUGAGGUUCAGACCUACGAAGAACAGGUUUCGAAGCGCCUGCAGCCGAUCCUCAAAGGUUUUUCUCGCGCCGAGGUGGACGCAAUGCUGCGCUCGUCCGCUGCGUUGGCGAAGGUCGUCGCGUUUCUCUCAGCCCUCCGGCAGCGCCUGUUCCAGGCCUUCCUCGCGGACGGGCGCUUCGUCGAUCGGGCGAUUCGCCUUAUCUCUGCGAUUUGCAAUUCGCUUCCGGGAUUCGAUCCCUCGCAAAGUGCGGAGAAGCGAGAGGAGCAGCGCGAACCCGAAAAAGAUUUCGCUGCCUCGACGGCGACGACGGCGGCGUUCGAAGCUCUCCUCACGCAAGACUCCCAGGCUGCGCGGUUUUUGGGUGGGAGAGCGAACGGCGGAGACGCGCGCCUCGUCUGCCAGUGGCUGUGUGAAGACUCGCGGCGAUCGCAGAGAGGCGGGAGACUCAAAGACAAACAGAAGGCCCUGGCGCAGCUCCAGUGGGCCUUCACGCUGGGCAAACUCGCCGGCAGCGAGAUGACUCUCUCCUUCGACUUCCUCGUCUCCCUCAUGAUGAGUCGAGACGCUGAGAAGUACCUCCUCAAACUCAACCCCUUCCUGGACCCAAAUAUGCUCCAAGACGUCUUUAGUCUCGUCGGCGGCGUCCUGUUGGCGGUGAAUCGCCGCGCCCAAGUGUGUCGCUGUCUCCGCGAGGUCGUCUCCCUUAUGCGGCUCUUGAAGCAGCACUCGACGGCGCUUCACACCCCGUCCUCGGCGGCUGAGAAAGAAAAAGGCCACGGGCGUCUGUCGAGUCUUCUGCCGCGGGCCUUCCAUCGCGAGGCGACUUCGACACGAUCCGCAGCCUCAACUUCUCUCGCGCCGAGCGCCGCGCCCCAGGGCGCUGGCAAACUCGAGUGCAGCGACACCACCCGUCGCGGCGAAAGGGCGGCUGAGCGAGAACCCGCGAAGGAAGACCUGGAACAAGCGAUCCUGGCCAUCCGCAUGCGGGCGGCCAGCUGCGCGGAGCAGCUCUCCGCACACCGCCACUCCAUGGACUUCCCCGCGUCUUCGGAGGGUCCGGGAACCCGGGCGUCGUACGACCCGCGGUAUCUGGUGUUUGAGUUUGCGUACAACAUUCUGUUGCGCGCGUCGCAGGUCGCGCUGCUGAGCCAGUUCCGCAAGCACGUCGAGGAAGGCCGAUCGCUGUGUCACCAGAUGAUCAUGGGAGCGGGGAAGACGACGGUGAUAGCGCCGCUUCUCGCGCUGCUGCUGGCGGACGGGUCGCGCUUGGUGGCGGAAGUCGUCCCGCUGAAUCUGCUCGAGUUCACGCGGUCGGUGCUCAGGGAGCGGUUCUCGGCGGUCAUUCGCAAGGGCGUCCACACCUUCCACUUCUCGCGCUACGACCACGCCAGCCGGCAAGUCUAUCUGAAGCUGCUCCAGGCGAAGGAGACCAAGGCCGUCGUCCUCUUCGACCCCACGACGCUCAAGAGCUUCUUCCUCAAAGCUGUCCACCUCCUCCACACCCUCGACCUCGCCUACCGCGCCCGCGAAUACGUCGCGGAAGUCGAGCGUCUCUCCGAGAUCGAGAAGGCCAUGCUCGCAGGCCGCUCCCAGCUCCAGAAACUACAAAGCAACUUCGCCAAACUCCUCGGCUUCCAGAAGUCCGACGACCGCGACUUGUAUCUGGACGCGGCGUCGCUGUCUGUUCCCGAGCGUUUGACUGAGCCGGAGCUGCGGCAGUGUCGGCGAGAGCUGGACUUCUCACUCCGCAUUUUGCACCUCUUUUCGACGGGGAUUCUGAUGAUCGACGAGGUGGACCUGAUUCUUCACCCGCUCCGAAGCGAACUGCACUGGCCGGUCGGCCGGAAGCAGCCGCUCGACUUCACGACGAAGGAAACGUCUCUUCUGCCUCUACCGUCUUCUCUCUGCGCCGGCGCGAGUUCCCUCCGAAGUUCAGACCGCAGUCAGUCAGCAGACGGCGGCUGCAUGCGUGAGGGCGCCUACGACGGCGCGCGCGGAGACGCCCAGGGACAGCAUUCUGGGGAAGGCCCCGCGCGCGACCCUCCUCUCGCGUUUCUCUUUCUGGAGGAAGACCGCGGCGCGGGGCUCCGCUGGAAGCUGCCGUGGCAUCUCUUCGACGCACUGUUCUUCUGCGAGAGCGAGGCGAAGACGCAGGGACGGAAAGCGGAGAAGCAUCCCGGCCGGAUGACUGUGCCGCUGACCAACAGCGCCGAGGCGUGGAAGAUUCUCCACGAGAUUCGCGAGACCGUCCGCGGAGGACUCGCACAGAAGGCUGUCUUGAAAAACCCCCACCUUGUUCUCCUCUCGCUCAAGUGGUACGAAGAAAAGCUCAAACCCCUCCUCGCCAGGUGGCUUUUCCUCGGCCUGACGGUCUUCUGGAAAUUCGCUGGCCUCACAGACCAAGAAGCCCUCCUCUACAUCACUCUGCCCAUGGACGUGGGCCCGUCCGCGGCAGCCCGCGCAGCUUCUGUCGCCGCUCCCGCGAUGGGCGAGGGGAUUUCUGCUUCGGCGUUCAGCGGAGAUCUGAUGUACGUGGAGCUCUUUGAAGCCGUCGACCGCCUGCAAGACGGUCACGUCAAACUUCUCAAUCUCUCGAGAGAGUGGCUAAACAGCCUGCUGCCCCACGUCCUCAAAAAGGUGAAUCGCGUCAGCUACGGCGUGAUGACGGUUUCAGAGCUGGAGCAGCAUCUGCGUUUGAACCCUUCGUUGCCGCGAACCCGGCAAGUCUUGGCGAUUCCCUUCGUGGGGAAGGACACGCCGAGCCACGCCUCUGAGUUUGCGCACCCUGACAUUGUGAUUGGCGUCACGAUCUUGAGUUUCCGCUACCAGGGUCUUCGCUUCUUCGACUUUGUUGCAGUUCUCACGGACCUCCAAGAGCGUCUGGAGUCGCAGUUCUCCUUCGGGCCUGUCUCUGCGCGACCGCCGGUGCGCGAAUACGUCCAGUGGGUCGAAAGUGCAGGCGGGAGCGUGCGCGGGACCCAGCAGCGCGUCGACAAAGACACCGCGUGGAUACGCAGUCUCCUCCUCAAGGCGAAGCGCGGCCAUGGAGAGCCCCGCGGCGGUUUUGAAGGCGGCAAGGCAGCGGAAAGCGGGUCGCGGGCACACACGGCUGCAGGCGCGACGACGACGGCCACGGAGAGCUCAGAAACCUCCGGGGGGUUCUCAACUGAAGACGAAGGGCCGACGCAAGACGUGUACGCAGGAGACACGAAGGCGAAGAAGACGAGGCUCGCAAGGCUGCGGAGUCUCGGGAGUCGCCGGCGGGCGUCUCUGGGCGCGUCGCGGUCGCGCGCCCUGCCCGGCGCGGCCUCGCAAGGGUCGCCUGCGUCGCGGGUGUCUCAUGUGUCUCCAGGCGCGGCGCAUCCGUUGUUCUCGCACGUGUAUCCGCCGGAUGUGGAUGAGCACGGGGGGCGGACAACGACGCGCGACCUCGACUUUCUGUUGUUUCAAAAGAUCUGGCCGCUGGACCUGCUGGACGUGUCGGACCGCGAACACGUGGACUGUCUGUACCGGCUCCUGUGGCGCGAGCCGCUGGUGAUUGCGGCGUACCUCUUCCGGUUGAUCUUCCCGGCGACUCUCGAGUACGCGGGCCAGCAACUUUCGGCGUCGGGGCAGGAGAUCGGCGGCAGUAUGCUCUUCCCGAUCCGCCUCGGGUUCUCUGGAACGCCCUCAGAUCUGCUUCCCUUGGAGAUGGGUGCCUGCAACUACGAGGCCGGAACAGACGGGAAGAUGGUCAAGUGCCUCACCGACCCCGGCGUCCUCUCCUUCGAGGUUCUGCAGGACAACUGGACUGUCGACGCCCUGCUCGACUUCGUGGCGCGAAACUCAGGCGGCGGCGAAAGGCGAAGAGACACUGACAAGAUGAACGAUGCAAGCGAGAAGGGACCGGAGACGCGAGGCGAGACUGGGGGAGGUUGGAGACGAGGAGCAAGAAACGGUGACUGCGACGAGACGGGACGCUUCGGCCGACCCCUCGUCCUGAUCGACACCGGCGCGCUGAUCACGGGGAAAUCAAAUCUGGAAGUCGCCGCGAUUCUUCUCUCCCGCGGGUUGCCCGACAUGGAAGGAGUCGUUUUCCUAGACGAACGAGACCGACAAAUGGUCCUCAUGCGAGAAGACUGGCGCGUCGUCAAACUCGCCCAGUGCGGCAUCGCCGUCGACAAACGCUUUACGUUCUACGACCAUGUCCACACGACUGGCCAGGAUAUCAAGCAGGCUCCAGACGCCACGGCCUUCCUCACGGUCGGCAAAGACAUGACGUUCCGCGACUACGCGCAGGGCGCGUGGCGCAUGCGCGAGAUCGGGAAAGGCCAGAAGAUUUGUCUGCUGAUUCCGCCGGAAAUCGGCGAGCUCGUCGUCAAGCACGCGCGUCUUGCGCAGACUCUCCGUUUUGACGAGACGCUCUUCCCUCAAGAGGAACCGGCGCCUGGUGGUCUCUGCGCCUCUGGCGGCGGAUCAACCCCCGCGGGCAACGCUGCACCAUCUCGCCUCGCCCUCCCUCCCUUCCCUUCUUCCACUGGGUCUGCAUCUUCCGUCUCCUCUUCCUUUUCGUUGGCCGCCUCUUUCGCCUCCGCGGUGUCUCCGGGCCCUGUGUGGGGCGACGGCGUGGGGCGGCUCGACCUUGGGGCGACCGAGGCAGGCAGCGCAUGCAGAAGCCGCCAGCGCAAGGCGCUGAGUCGGGAACAGAUCGCGCGUGGGCUCCAAGAGAUCUGCAGCUGGCUAGUGGUCCGGUCGAUCGCAAACGAGUCGCUGCAGUCGCGGCUCCUCUCCCAGCAGAAUCUGAUGAAUGUGUGGCGGAAGCAGGCGUACGGUCGCCUCCAGACGGACCACUCGAGCAUUGGGACCACGGAAACGUCCUUCUUGCUGCUGCGCUGUCUCGAUGUAUUCCGCGAGAAGAUCGACUUCGCCGUCUCGACGCGAGCGCCGAUUUUGCUCUCGCAGCACGCGAAGCUGACGGCGAUGGCCGAGGCGCACGCAGACUUGCUCGACGACGCCGACGAGGAAGAAGCCCGAGUGGUGAAGCGGAAAAUCGUCUCGAUUCUCUGCAGGGUCGAGCAACAAACCGAAGACGCGCGCGAACAAAAGCGGAACAGCAAACUCCUCGGCGGCUCGCAGGCGUUCUUCAACGAAGGCGCGUUCGAAGGCGCCGACGCCGCCCGCAUCGACGCCAUGGAAGCCGAGGUCGAACAGGAACAAGAACAGGAGCAAGAACAGGAACAGGAACAGGAGCAAGAGCAGGAGAUUGAGCAGGAGAAGGAAGAGGAGCGCGUUCCGGAGAUCGAAGAAUCGGCAGCAGCGCUCAAGUACUCCCGUUCGGACCAGGAGCAGAAACCGUGGCAUCUCCAUACACUGGCGGAGGCCCCAGACACCCACGCCCAAGGGUUCUACCCGUGCGCGGAGUGGUCUAUCUUCCACAAACUCUCGCAGCGACCGGGGAAGACAGCGCCCUUCCCGCCUUGCUUCCUCAUGUCUUCGAACCACUUCCGGCCGUCCUGGAGCUACAACUCGCACCGGCGACUGAAGAACGUGAUCAUCGUCAUGGAAUGGCUGCCAGACUGGGAGCGCGGAGCCGCGGGGGCGGAGGCCGAGGCGAGUGCGCGGCAGAGUCGCGGGUUCGAUGCGCAGGAAAGGAGACAGUGCGAGGAAGGCGAGCGGCGAAGGCGCGUCAAGGAAAUCUUUGAGUUGUUCGACACCCGACGCCGAGGCGUGAUCGACGAAAGCGACUUGCCAGAGUUCCUUCGCGCGUACCUCCUCGAGGUCGGGACGCCCGACGAAGCCAAGGUUCUCGCCUACCUCGUUCUCCAGCGCAUUCGGCAACGUCGACGCAAAGACGGAGGUCGAGAUCUGCCUCCUGCUUCAGCCGGAUCUGCGUCGUCUUCGCUGUCGCCUGAAUCUACGUCUCUGCUGUCUCGCGCCUCGCACCGCGUCGCCUCUGCCGUGAACACGAUGAAUCCGCUGAACUUGCGGAGACGGCCCUCGGCCUCCGGGGUAUCUCUCGCGACUUCAACCGCUUCCGAUCCCUCCAACGAGGCGCUGUCUCUAUCGCGCUCCGGCCGCGAUGCCCCGUGGCUCCCGACUGAUGCAGAGCACGGCAACCGGCCGAACGGCGUCGACGCGUUUGCGGCGCUCUUUGGCGAGACGCCUGGGCGUGUGGGGGGUGCGGAAGAGAAACCGCGGCACGGAGAAGAGAUUCUCUUUGAGCCGGACCCGUUCUCCCUGUUCUCGCCUCAACCGGGGGCGGUCGCCCCUGCAGACCAGAUCGGGCGUAGCUCCGCGUCGAACGCCACCGACCUUCUGUCCAGCGGCCUCACCUUCUCGACGUCUCCUCUCCCCGGCUUGGAAGGCCUGACGAGUCCGUUCCGCGAAGACGCGCAGGAUGCAUGCAGUCUGACGCAAGAGGCAGCUGCGCGGGAGUCAACGGGUCUUUCAGACGUUUCUGCGCGGGCUGGGGGCACGGCCAGUCGCGAUGCCAAGUCAGAGCUCACACUCGAGGACUUGACAUACGCCCUCUCGGACGCUCUGCUCUUUCAGGAAGAAUCGAGUCACUUCUAUGUCGUCCUCACCCUCGAGGAGGCUGAAGGCGUUCGCGCGGCGCUCCACGUCAUGCAGCAGCGGAACUGCUCGUCCCUCGUCGAGGGAAAGCGGUGCGCGGUCGCCCUGAGAAACCUUUCUGCGCGAUUCCAAACCGUGGAUGCCUCGCCUCUCUUUCAAACGAAAAAACGCAGGCUGGCUUCGCUGGUGGGCGUGCAAUCGCAGAAGAUGCACGCCUGUUCCCGUUUCCUCAACAGUUGUCUGUUGUACUCGAACCGGCACGUUUCGCUGCUUCUCCAGACGUUCGAGGGUACACCGUGUCGGGAUCGCGAAGAGUUUUUCUUCGCCGUGCGCCAGUGUCGGCGCCGGAACCAGGCGGCAGACUGGCGGCUCCUGCCGAUCGCGCGGCUCUUCUCCUGCGCCGAGGACCUCGCGGUUCUCCAGGGACGCACGCUGCUCGUGAGUCGCCUCCGAACGGUCCUCCGGGACAAACGGAUGUCGGCGUCGGACGCGUUCCGGGCCUUCGACGUGGUCCGCCGAGGCUCCCUGCAGGCCGCGGAGCUCGUCGCGGGGCUCGAGUGGAUCGGCGUGAGGCAGCUGACGGGUCCAGCCGACCCGCAGCGCGUGGCGGAAGUGUUGAGGUUCUUCGACGUCGACCGAGACGGCGUCGUCAGCGAGGCAGACUUCCUCGCGGUGGUUGGCGGCCAACUGCCUGGGCAGCCGGAGGGGACGCGCGAGGCCGCCGACGGGGCAGCGGCUCCAGGGCCGACCGCGGAGGGGCCCGCGGGCACGGAGCUCGACGGCUCGGCGCGGGCGGUCCUCGCGCCGAUCCGAGGCGUCGGCGAGCGUGUCUUGGGCGCAGUCCUCGGGGAGACGUCGCCCCUUGCCCGCAGGCCUGCAGACGACGGCCAGGCCGCGCCGCUGUGGAAGGUGCUCGGCGUGCGGCCGUGCACUGCGCCGAUGGAGUUCGUCAGCAAGCUCAAGUUCCGGAUUCAGCCGCACACGGCGUUCAAGAAGCUGUGGGAAGGCCGUGUGGUGUCGCUCGCGGGGAGCGGCUCUGGACUCGCGGAGGCGAGUCUCGCGCCCCAACAGCGCGUCCUCUCGAUCUGGAUGUGCGACCAGCUAGAGGGCCGCCACCGCGGCUUGAUGAAGCGGAACCGCGAACGGCUCGCCUUUGGCCACUACGCCUGUCUCGGGUCGGACAUCUCCAAAGCGAGCACCGCCGACAGUGCGGCGGGCGGGUCUGCAGAGAAAGGCGGCCAGGGUUGCUGCCCAAGCGUCCUGGAAAUCACCGACCCGUCCACCUCUGUCAUGUCUGAGAGCCUCGAACUGCAGCGCUUCAUCGAGACGUUCUUUCCCCUGCCUGCGCGCUACCGAGUCCUCUGGCGGGGGCCAGGCUCCUCGGCGUCUGGGCCUGCGCCCUCGAAGCAGGCCGCGCUCGCCGCCUCGCCGCUCACCCUGUGGGUCGGCGUUCCGCCGUCGUCGCUCUUCGUCUGCCUCGGCGUCGCCGUCACUGCGAGUCGCAGCGCAAGUCCCGCGCCGAACGCGCUGCGGUGCGUCCCGCGAAAGUGGGUCCGCGACACCGGCAGAAAGGCGCUCUACCUCGGCGAGAAACGUGCCAACUUCUCGACCUUUGGGGCCGGAGACGCCGACCUCGCCCUCCUCCUCGAAGCCGAGAAAAACCUCCAGCUGCGGAAAGGAACCAAACGCCGCGACGACGACCUCGUCCUCUGGAGCGUCGGCGAGAUGGCCCUGAUGGCGGCGACGAUCGGCGGCGAAGACGAACCGACGGCGAAGAACACACACAGCGUGGGGCCCGUCCCACUCGCAGGCGCAAGCACCGGCGGAGUUGUGUGGGGCGACUUCCUGUCGCCGUCCUUCCGGCUGGAGCCGGAGCGCCCGCGGACGUUCCCGGGGGGUGGGGAUGGCGCCUCAGGCCCGCAAGAUCUCCUCGCCACGAAGGGGACUGAAGUGGACACCUGCCGAGCUGCCGCCCUCAUCCCGCGGCUCGUGCCGAAGGCCAAAGGCGGAUGGUAG
Molecule: messenger RNA, 18981 nt
Organism: Neospora caninum
Lineage: Eukaryota; Apicomplexa; Conoidasida; Eucoccidiorida; Sarcocystidae
Product: putative EF hand domain-containing protein
Exons: 20
Coding region: 1-18981 (6326 amino acids)
Biological process (GO): protein deubiquitination involved in ubiquitin-dependent protein catabolic process
Cellular component (GO): cytoplasm; nucleus
Molecular function (GO): K63-linked polyubiquitin modification-dependent protein binding; calcium ion binding; cysteine-type deubiquitinase activity
Source: RefSeq, a predicted model, not a curated record